Physella acuta is the source of this 833-nucleotide messenger RNA. RefSeq names its product spindle and kinetochore-associated protein 1. Gene Ontology annotation, biological process: chromosome segregation; regulation of microtubule polymerization or depolymerization; cell division. The record is from RefSeq and is a predicted model, not a curated record. NCBI's taxonomy places the organism in Eukaryota, Metazoa, Mollusca, Gastropoda, Physidae. Gene Ontology annotation, molecular function: microtubule binding. Gene Ontology annotation, cellular component: outer kinetochore; spindle microtubule; mitotic spindle.
GUUAUUUAAAAACAAAGAACUGCAGGUCUAGAGAUCUCCAGGUGUAAACAAAAGUUCAAAAUUAAAAAAUGAAUGUAAGCACCUUGACAAUGGAAGAUUUAGUCAGACAUUUCCAAGCACAGAUUGCAGUCUUAAAACAUUCUUUAAUGUUGUCUAAUGGAUCAACUGAUAGUAACUACACAAAAGCAGCCACUAGUCUUGAUUUGUUGAUUGAUUCUAUGAAAUCAGAGUUAAGAAGCUUGCAAAGGAAUGUGAACGAUGCAAGAAAACAUUUGCAAUCUUUGGAAGAUGUAAAGAUUCAAACACAAAAUUUUAUUGGACAUCUUCAAUAUGCACUUGACAAUAUUCCCUCCAAGUUACCUAACAAAAAACAAACUGAAGUUCCUGCAUUGAAGUCAAAUGCAAAUAACCAAAAUAGUUCCGCAAAUACUUGCAAGAUGGAGUCAGCUGUUGUAAACAAUGGUUGUAGUUAUCUCCAUUACCUCACUGUUGCUCAGUUUGAAACAGUUCCCAAGUACAUGAAGGGAAGAAUGACUUAUGAUAAAGUGAAUGUGGUGAUUGAGCAACUUGAUAAUGCUUUUAAAGACAAGUACAAACUAAUGAAACAGAAAAAAAGUACCUUAAAUGAUGCAAAUAGGAAACGCUAUGAAACAUACAAGCUCCAGGAGAAUGAUAACACUAAAGGAAUAUGCUUUAUUGUUGAGAAAGAUAUUACAGAGCUGACCAACCUUAAGCUUGACACAAGCACAAGAAAUAUUUUAACCAUUCUUCGACACUGUGGACUAUUACAUGAAAUUAGAGGUGGAAAUUUAGUUAGAUACGCUCUUUAUUGA